Messenger RNA from Silurus meridionalis, 3240 nucleotides. RefSeq names its product protein kinase C-binding protein NELL1-like. Gene Ontology annotation, molecular function: protein binding; calcium ion binding. Lineage: Eukaryota; Metazoa; Chordata; Actinopteri; Siluriformes; Siluridae. The transcript is spliced from 20 exons. The record is from RefSeq and is a predicted model, not a curated record. The coding region runs from base 93 to 2513 and encodes 806 amino acids.
UCUCACGGCUGCAGCUCGGAGCAGCAUCAGGUCCGGGUCAGGAUUCUUAUUUUUUUUGACGUUUACUGCAGGAGGAUCAAAUCUCAAGAAAAAUGGCUUUUAUGGCACUUCUUUUUCCGGUUCUGAUCGCGGGUACAGCAGUGUUUGGAUUAGAUGCUGAUUUACAGAUUGAUCUGAUCAGAGAGUUGGAUUUGGCCAAUGCUACACAUGGAAUAAACCCAACUGCAGGUUUUCACAACAGCAGCCAAGCCUUUCUCUUUCGAGAUGCACAAAGAAAUGUUCAGGUUCCCACCCAAAUCACAGAAAAACUAUUGGAGUUGCUCAGGAAUAAAAAGGAGUUCACAUUCAUGGCUUACAUCCAGCAGAAGGCAUCCACAUCUGGAGUUCUCUUCUCAAUCCACAAGUCUGAGUUCAGCUACUUUGAACUGGAGAGUAGUGGACUUCGGGAGGAGAUUCGCUACAAAUAUCGUCACAAAGGAAAGCAGCAAUCAGAGACUUUCCCAUAUAGACUAGCUGAUGGACAAUGGCAUAAAAUUGCUUUGUCUAUUAGCACCAGUCAUUUACUGCUUCACGUCGACUGUAACAGGAUAUAUGAGAGAGAGAUAGACCAUUCUGAGAUGGAUUUAACUGCAGAAACUGGGAUUUGGCUUGGACAGCACAGCCACAGACACGGACUCUUCAAGGGCUCAAUGCAGGAUGUCAAAUUUGUUUUUUCUUCAAACGGCUACAUUAUGCAGUGUCCCAGCCUCAAUCGCACAUGUCCAACGUGCAGUGAUUUUCUCAGCCUUGUGCAGGGAAUAAUGGAUCUGCAGGAGCUUUUGGCUAAAAUGACAUUGAAGUUGAACUAUGCUGAAUCCAGACUGAGUCAGUUGGAAAGUUGUCACUGUGAGAGGACAUGCAGUGUGAACGAUGAGGUAUAUCGGGAUAAAGAACUCUGGACUGAACCAGAAAACUGCAGAACCUGCACUUGCACAAACGGUGCGGUUGAGUGUCGGAGAAUAUUUUGCCCUCCUGUGAACUGCUCUGAGGAUUCUCUACCUGUUCAUGUGGAUGGGACCUGCUGUAAGAAAUGCAGAUCUAAAUGCACCUACCUGGGCCAAACACUUUCAGAGGGUCAGCGUGUUCUCCUACAGAGCUGCAAAGUGUGCAGGAACGGUGUGAUGGAGUUGGUGAAUGAAAGCUGCCCAAGUCUGAACUGCACAAUAAAUGACCAGCUUUUGCCAGAGAACAGAUGCUGCAACGUCUGCAGAGGUCAUGAUUUCUGCGCAGAGGGGGUUCUCUGUGGAGAAAACUCUGUUUGCAAAAAUCGGAAUAACAAAGCAGAGUGCGAAUGCAAGAGUGGCUACAUGUCUAUACACGGAGAUUCAACCUACUGUGAAGAUAUCGAUGAGUGUUCCACACAGAUGCACUACUGCCAGGCCAACACUAUGUGUGUUAAUUUACCUGGAGGACAUCGAUGCGAUUGCCUUCCUGGAUUCUCCAGAGUAGAUGACUUCUCCUGCACAGAGCGUGACGAGUGUGUGAGUGGUCAGAGCUUAUGUGAUGAGAACGCCAUCUGCACUAACACCAUCCACGGCCACCUGUGCACCUGCAAGCCAGGAUUCAUGGGUAACGGCACCAUCUGUACAGCAUUUUGUAAGGACCCCUGCCUCAAUGGAGGAACUUGUGAAGCUCCAAACACAUGUGUGUGUGCUUCAGGCUUUACUGGACACCUUUGUGAGACAGAUGUUGAUGAGUGUGUAGAAGGUUUUGCUCAGUGCCACACACACUCUCUAUGUGCCAAUCUGCCCGGAUGGUACCACUGUCAGUGUCGGAGCGGUUACCAUGACGAUGGCUCUCACCUGCCCGACGGCAGCUCCUGCGUGGAUAUUGAUGAGUGUGUCACGCACACACACACCUGCUGGAACGACUCGGUGUGUGUGAACCUGCCAGGAACCUUUGACUGCGUGUGCGUUAACGGCCCAGAAUGCACUGGGGACUGCGUACAAGUUGAAGAGCUAAAACACAAUGGACAAGAGUGGAUGCUUCAUCAUGAUCAUUGCACUGUGUGCACCUGUAAGGACGGGAGAGUGUUCUGCAGACGGAGAGUGUGUGACUGCGCCGCUCCUGACCUCGAUCUGUCCUGCUGUUCGGAGUGUGACAUGCACCAGGGCAGUCAGUGUAUCCAUCAGAACGGACACACACUUUACCGCAGCGGAGAAUCCUGGAUCUAUAAUUGCCAGCAAUGUCAAUGCCUGGGGGGAGAGGUGGAGUGUGUAUCUCUCUCAUGUCCCAUCCUGCUGUGUAAUCAUUCGACCGUACUGGAGGGAGAGUGUUGCCGUCGCUGCAUUUCUGACCCCUGUGCAGACGACAUAGUGACCUCUGACCCAAAGCAGACAUGCCGCGAUCCUGAUGACAUCACGCGCCUCAGCGGCGACCUUUGGAGUGAUCCCAAUACACCAUGCACCACCUGCACAUGCAAGAAUGGGAAAAUCUGCUGCUCUGUAGAUUUGGACUGCAUCAAGAACGAUUAAACAUGUCACCUUUUCAUCGCCUAGCUUUUUUUUCCCCCCUCUUGCUCAUGGACCGGACCAAAUUUUCAGAAGUCUUGCAAGAAAUAUAUAUUGAAAUAAAACGUUUCUCUCCUUCUGGAUCCCGCCUGUGGCCCUGGCAUUCACGUGCUGUAUAACGCCAUUCCGGGUUUAUGGCUUCUUCACAGCAGCAUUUACAAAAUACAACAUGCAAUACUGUACACAUUAUUGUUUUUCCCUGGACGACCCUAAAACAUUUAGGAUAGUUUUUCUCCCUUUAGUGUUGCUGUAGUUUCAUUGUUUCCUAAGCUCAGAGUCAUAAUCCAUUAGUAUGUGUGUGUGUGUGUGUGUGUGUGUGUGUGUGUGUGUAUGUAUGAUUCAUUAAUUCAAUGAAAUUCAACACAGUUUUUAUAUGUAUAUGUAAUGUAUAAAUUAUUAUUUGUGCAUUUGCCAGCUUGUAAUGUGUCAAAACACUUUACACUAUUUAACCUGUCAACAUUAUAAAAUAAAUAAAUAAAUAAAAGCUUGGGACAAUGUAACUUUUUUUCCUCUUGCAUGUUCCUCCUUGGUUUCAUUUGCAAAGUUUCAUUCCCACCCCAUAUAUAUUUGUUAUUUUCCCCACUGUUUGGGAUUUCUGAAGCACACGAGACUGUUGCUGAAUUUUUCAGGACACUCAGUGAUUUAAGAGAAUAUUAACCCAGGAGACACAUUCUUUCCCAAUCUUAAAAUU